This is a messenger RNA of Brassica oleracea var. oleracea, 2583 nucleotides long. RefSeq names its product nitrile-specifier protein 2-like. Lineage: Eukaryota; Viridiplantae; Streptophyta; Magnoliopsida; Brassicales; Brassicaceae. The transcript has 5 exons. Gene Ontology annotation, biological process: nitrile biosynthetic process. Bases 109 to 2478 code for a protein of 789 amino acids. Gene Ontology annotation, molecular function: protein binding; carbohydrate binding; enzyme regulator activity. Gene Ontology annotation, cellular component: nucleus; cytosol. The record is from RefSeq and is a predicted model, not a curated record.
AUUCAUAAUCCCAUAUAUACUUUCAUAUAUGGCUCUCUCACUCACAGCUCUCCUCUAGCCUAAGAGUAACACAACCCUGAAGAUUCAGGUUUUCGUUGAAGUUAGAAGAUGGCCACCAUGUCUGAAAAACUGGAAGCCGCGGGUGGUGACAAGGGAAAUCCUUUUGACGAUGGUAUUUUUGACGGGGUGAAGAGAAUAAUUGUCGGAAAAUCCCUCCUAAGUGUUUCUUAUAUCAAGAUCGAGUACGACAAGGAUGGUGAUACUGAAAGCAAAGAACAUGGGCAGUUUACCCGGAAGCAUAAAGAGUUCGCGUUGGAUUAUCCGGAUGAGUAUAUCACAGCUGUUGGUGGAACCCACCAAUUUGAUAUCAAGCAUAAAACAACGCUGAUCAGAUCUUUAUUCUUCAAAACCUCCCAUGGAAGGACAUCUGACACAUUCGGUCAUAAGAAGAUUCCUCUGAUACCAUCAUUAGUAUCAUCUGCAAUAUCAUCUGCAGUAGCACCUGUAGUAUCAUACGAGACAGAUUUCAUGUUUGAGAGCAAAAACGGAGGAAAGCUUCUUGGAUUCCAUGGACGCGCUGGUCCCCUUCUUAAUGCCAUUGGACCUCACUUCUUCGCUUUCAAUUAUCCUCUUACGCACUUUAACCUUGAAGGUGGGAAUGAAGGGAAUGCUUGGGACGAUGGUGCUUUUGACGGUGUUAGAAAAGUAGUCGUUGGACGACGUGGUAAGUUUGUUAGUUACGUUAGGUUUGAGUAUGCCAAAGGCGAAAGAACUGUACCGCAUAGUCAUGGGGAGAGAGAUGAAGCUCCAAAAGAGUUUGUGGUGGGUUAUCCUAAUGAGCAUAUUACGUUAGUGGAGGGAACUAUCGAUGGCAAGCUUACGUCGCUUAAGUUUACGACAUCAAAAGGAAGAACCUCCCCUGCUUUUGGGAAUGAGGAUGGUAGUAAAUUUGUUUUUGAGAAGACAGGUUUCAAGCUUGUCGGGUUUUGUGGUCGGUCCAGUAAUGUUAUUAAUGCCCUCGGUGCACAUUUUGCCCCGUUCCCUGCUCCCGUUCCAGCUCCAGCUCCAGUUCCAGCUCCAGCUCCAGCCUCUUCUACCAACAAAAGAGAGGCUCUAGGAGGAAAGGGUACUGGAGAAACAUUCGAUGACGGUGCUUAUGAUAAUGUAAGAAAAGUUUAUGUUGGCCAAGUAGAUUCCAAUGUAGCUUACCUCAAGUUCGAAUACGAAAAAGAUGGUAAAAGAGAGAUACGCGAGCACGGAAAGAAGACAGGGUCAGGAACAGAAGUGUUCGAGGUUCGAAAAGACGAUUACAUCACAUCUGUAAAAGUUUACUACGGUAAACACACCGGAGUUAUAACAUCUGUUACAUUCAAGACUUUCAAGGGCAUAACCUCUCCCUCCUUUGGAAAGACCUCAUCGAAUAUGUUCUUCCUCGAAGGCGGCAAAAUCACCGGGUUCUAUGGAAGUUCCGGCGAUGUUAUUCAUUCUCUCGGAGCUUAUGUUUUUCGUUCUAAGCGGAUGUUGCGUGGCAAGUGGAUCCAGGUGAAACAAAUAGGCAAGGAUCUUGAACCUGGACCAAGAUGCUCGCAUGCUAUAGCAAUGGUUGGAGACAAAAUGUACUCUUUUGGAGGAGAGCUAACGCCAAAUUUCUCCAUUGAUAAAGACAUGUACGUCUUCGAUUUCAACACUCGCGCGUGGUCAAUCGCUCCUCAGAACGGCGACGUUCCAGAACUCGCUUGCUUAGGCGUUUGCAUGGUAGCCAUCGAAACUACACUCUACGUCUUUGGUGGCCGCGACAGCAACCGCGAUUACAACGGUUUCCAUUCUUACGACACCGUUAAGAGCGAGUGGAAACUAAUAACUCCUGUUGAUAAAGGACCGACACCGCGUAGCUUCUUCUCGAUGGCUGCUGAUGAUGAAAACGUAUAUGUCUUUGGUGGAGUGAGUAAAACGGUACGUCUGAACACACUUCAUGCAUACAACAUCGUUGAUCAGAAGUGGACUGAGCUUCCCAAUCCUGGAGACUCUAGAGUACCGAGAGGUGGAGCGGGGCUUGCCGUUGUGCAAGGGAAGAUUUGGGUUGUCUAUGGAUUUUGUGGUGAUGAAAUGGACGAUGUUCAUUGCUUCGAUCCAGUUGAAAGUAACUGGACUAAAGUGGAAACGAGCGGUGAAAAGCCGUGGGCGAGAAGUGUGUUCGCGCUAGCGGUCGUGGGGAAAUAUAUAAUUAUAUCGGGAGGUGAGAUUGAGAUGGACCCACAGGCUCAUUUGGGUCCAGGGAAAUUGGACAGCGGGGCUUUUGUGUUGGACACUGAGAGUUUGUUGUGGGAGAAACUCGAGGAAGGUCAUAGCCCGCGUGGAUGGUGUGCAUCCACGACUGCGUCACUGGAUGCGAAACAAGGGCUGUUGAUGUAUGGAGGGAAGUCUCCGACCAACGGUCGUUAUGAUGACAUCUUUUUCUAUGGUGUAGACUCUGCUUAAGAGCAUAAUUAUCCCAUGAAACCCACUUGGGUUUCUUAAUGAUUAUUUAGUUAUAUAAAUAUACUUAAGUGGACUUAAAAACACUAGUUAAGAAAUUCUCAUUUU